Messenger RNA from Eimeria maxima, 738 nucleotides. RefSeq lists its product as hypothetical. The record is from RefSeq and is a predicted model, not a curated record. NCBI's taxonomy places the organism in Eukaryota, Apicomplexa, Conoidasida, Eucoccidiorida, Eimeriidae. The transcript is spliced from 2 exons. The coding region runs from base 1 to 738 and encodes 245 amino acids.
AUGUGGUUACACCCAACUCGCAGUCAAUCCUCCCUCCAGAAGAGUGGAUCGCCCUGUCCUAGCCAGGGGAAAGCCGCCUACUUUCGUUCCUUUUACGUCAAUAUUACUCUUAAUAUGCACUUAAUUUUGCAGUUAAAUGUUUCGUUGUUUAUAAUGAACAAUAUUUGUCUCGAUUUGUACCCAUCUGUAGUACCUGGUCGAGGCAGCUGUCGCCGCCAAGCGGGACAGAACAGAGGGCCGCAUGGUCGUGAUGGAGAGGGAGUAAGUGAGGUAGACGUACCCCGUUCUGCUGCGCCUGCAGAUGCAGGUGAUCCGGUUAAUAGACCACCUUCGGAAUCAUCUGAUGAUGUUAUCAACCUAGCUACACCAUCUGCUGCUGCUGCUGCUGCUGCAUCCCCGGCAGUCUCUCCUGAUGCCGAGAGUGGUGCUGCAGAUGGGCAGACUUCUGCGUCCGUAGAACAGGAGGAAUUCACCGUGAUGCUGCCUCUUCGACAAGCUGUAAAGACCAAGGAAUUCUGGUAUGAUAGAGCACUAGAGGUGGUGGUGAUGGCCCUCACGGUGUAUAUUGUCUUCUGGGCAUACGGGAAGAUGGGUUGCCCCUUUAAGAAAUGGCCUUUAUGCCUCUUAGUACAGGAUAGACGCAUGCGAAUUCCCCACGAUGAGGAAGGAAGAUAUGAAGAAGAAUACUACGACGACGAAGACGACGACUUAGAGGAAGAAGAAGACGAUUUGCAUUAG